AUGAAGAAGCACGGGCCAAGCUAAAUCGUCUCCAAUACACAUCUGACAUCACCAGUGGCCCUGACGAAAACACACGAAAGAGAAAGAGGUGUCCACCACAACGCUACUUGACAGAAUCGUCUGAGGAAGAUGUCGCAGACAAAUUUCACCUUUGGCCUGUUCGCUUUUCAACAACAAAGAGAAGGCGUACACGCCCCCUGCUUUCGGAGUCAAGUGAUGACUCUUUCUCUGUUCCUGAUCCGCCCCCCAUCCCUGAAACAUUUCCACAAGCAAUCUCAACAACAUACGAAGACCAGAAUCUUUCUCUGCCCUUUGAUGACACCUCUCAACAACAGCUACAACUGAGUCGCAUGUCUAAUCCAGGGUCCUUUACACCUUCAGCUGUUCCAUCUCCACUCACCGAGACUCAGCAACCGAGAGAGGUGUCUCGACAGAGGCGACAGCUUAGGCAGCAGUCUUCCGGAGACGAAUUCCAGGAACAAGUCCUCAGGACCCUCUACAUGGUGCGCGUGGCCCAACAGCAGCAUGGUGACGUGCUUCAAGAACUGUGCAGCCACAAAACGCAUUCUGAAGAUGAUGCUCGCCCAUCCCCUGCACUCAUUGCUUCCCCGUUCGGAACAUCAGCCCAGCUUGAAGAGUUUAAUUCAUCGCUAAAUGAGAACAAAAAGGAAUGCCUUGUCAAAGAGGUAGCCCAACUUGCAGGAAAUGAAGUGGGGGCAGCAACCCGAACAAUUUUGCAGUACCUGAUGACUGACGAAGUUCCAACUGAAUACAGUUGGAAAGGUCAAAAGGGGAAAAGGAAGUUCUGCCUUCUUCAUUUUCCUGGAGUGAUUGUUCAGGCAAUAAGGAGGAACAAAAAGUUGACAAGUGCAACGAAAGACGAAGUCGAAGGUGCCAUAAAAAACUGGUUACGCCAUGCCACUGAGAGGGUUAAUGCAAAAGCUCCACGUUGACAGAAGAGACUGCCAUGAGAGCGUGAACUCAAAAGCUCCACGUUGACAGAAGAGACUGUCAUGAGACCGUGAUAAGACUGUGAUAU
Molecule: messenger RNA, 1039 nt
Organism: Ornithodoros turicata
Lineage: Eukaryota; Metazoa; Arthropoda; Arachnida; Ixodida; Argasidae
Exons: 7
Coding region: 351-953 (200 amino acids)
Source: RefSeq, a predicted model, not a curated record